Molecule: messenger RNA, 2244 nt
Organism: Rana temporaria (common frog)
Lineage: Eukaryota; Metazoa; Chordata; Amphibia; Anura; Ranidae
Product: flavin-containing monooxygenase FMO GS-OX-like 2
Exons: 8
Coding region: 379-1878 (499 amino acids)
Molecular function (GO): N,N-dimethylaniline monooxygenase activity; NADP binding; flavin adenine dinucleotide binding
Source: RefSeq, a predicted model, not a curated record
GCUGACUUCCUUGCAUGGCUGCAGCCAAUAGGAAGCCUGCAUGUGACUCUGCUGUGUGCAAAAGUCAUUCCAGGACUGGAGUUGUCAGUAGCAGCGAAGAUUUCCCCCUACAGUGCAGAGAUCAUCAGGAAGGAUUCAGUGCGAUUUCAGCCCAUUCAAAAUGAACCGCAAAGAAUUGCAUGUGAAUCGCACAGGAAAAUGGAGUUCCGUUGUGAUCCAGCCCUAAAAGGGAGGUUUCACCAAUCAGUCACAGAGGAGGCACAAAGUUCACUGACUGCAGCUGUCCUGUGAGAGAGAGAAAGAACGUUCUGAGAGAAGAAAAGUAACUCAGGAUCUGUGAUCAGCUGUAAGAGAUCCUAUAUUUUAUAUAAAACCAUCAUGGCGUCCAGUAGGUUACGGGUGGCGGUGAUCGGCGCUGGAGGGGCUGGACUCUGUAGCGCCCGUCACAUCCUCUCCCGGCCUUUGACUUUCGAACCUCCCGUGGUGUUGGAGAUGACGGGACAAGUGGGGGGGACCUGGGUUUACACGGAAGAGGUGGAGAGCGGGGCGCACAUCCACUCCAGCAUGUACAGAGACCUGAGUACCAACCUCCCUAAAGAGAUCAUGGAGUUCCCUGAUUUUGCCUUUGACCCGUCCCUACCAUCCUUCAUCCACCACUCCGAAGUCUUGAAAUACCUGGAGGAUUAUACGGACAGGUUCUCCAUCCGACCCCACAUCAAGUUUAAUACCCGGGUGGUGUCGGUCACUCCUGUACUGGGGGAAGGGAAGAACUCCGAGAUUUCCUGGGAUGUGACCUUCCAAACUCAGGAAGACGGUGAUCCUGUGACAGAACGGUUUGAUGCCAUCAUGGUCUGUGUAGGACACUACUCCGAUCCAUUUGUGCCAGACAUUGAAGGGUUGGAGCAGUUUCAAGGUCAAGUGUUGCACAGUCAUUAUUAUCGCUACCCAGAGGUCUUCUCUUCCCAUUCAGUUGUCGUCCUGGGUGCAGGACCAUCUGGAAUUGAUAUUGCCCUAGAGCUGUCUCCAUAUGCUAAGCAUGUCAGUCUGAGCCACCGGGGUCCCCCUUUACAGUGGACCCCACCAGCGAACCUCUCCUUGGUGCCUCCAGUGGUGCGCGCUACUCACAAUAGUCUGAUUUGUGAAGACAAGACAGAAAUUAUGGCAGACACUAUGAUUUUCUCUACCGGUUAUAAAUAUAACUACCCAUUCUUGUUGACUGGCAGUGACACAACAACCAAACAGAAGAUAGACCAGAGAGAUAAUGUGGUGAGAAAAGAUGUAGAUGGACUUGAAGAACUAGGAUCUGGGAAAGGGUUUAAAGAAAAUGAAGAAAACCCUCAGGUAAAUGGAACUCUAAAUGUGAAAUCAGCCCUUCCUAGAGUGGACUUGUUGGAGGAUGAAGACAUUGUGGGAACUAAUGUGGAACAGGGUCACCUCUUUCCACUCUACAGGCACCUCAUUCAUGCUCACUACCCUACUCUGUGCUUCAUCGGAGCUGUUAAAAUCGUGAUCCCUUUCCCAUUGUUUCAUUGCCAGGCACAGUUUUUUCUUUCUGUACUGGAGGGUAAAUUCCAGUUGCCUCCUCCAGAGGAAAUGCUUUUAGAAUCCCGUGAAGAAGUCUUAAAAACCCAGAAUUCUGGGAUACCCUUAAAAUAUCUUCACCGUCUUGGAACAAACCAGUGGGAGUACAACCAGUGGCUUGCAGAUACAGCAGGUUUUGAACCAUUGUCCCCUGUGCUCAGCAAAAUGUACGAGGCCACCCGAAACUUCCGGAAUAUGGACCCUUCAUUAUAUCGAAGACUCAACUUCCGGAUCUUGAACAGAGAGGAGUUUGAGAUGAAGGGAGAGGUUCCACUUCCUUUGUUGAAUGCAUUAUGAAGUCAUUGCCUACUAGUUGGCAUGUUGUACUAAGUGCCUACUAAAUCACAGUAGUGCCUUAUGUUCUGAGGGUGAUAAAAUCACUAAAAUAAGCAGUGUUUAGUGUAUGUAAAAGAGCACAUAUUGAGGCAUACUGCUAUUGACUAGAAAGGCUUCAUCGGCAGUGAUAGACUGAAGCUUAAAACUUGAGGUACUUGGCUCUAUAGAUGCUAUUGUUCCAUGUGUAUUACUACUGCAACAUGGUCAACAAAUUAGUUGUGGCAAACCUGUCAGUGAUUUGCCUAGAGAUGCUGCUGCUUUAGUGACAGUCACACCUAUUAUGGUAUGGUCAAAAUUUAGAAUGGGAUAUACAGUAUAUCUUGAUUA